Messenger RNA from Zalophus californianus (California sea lion), 2766 nucleotides. RefSeq names its product aryl hydrocarbon receptor (gene AHR). Lineage: Eukaryota; Metazoa; Chordata; Mammalia; Carnivora; Otariidae. Gene Ontology annotation, cellular component: aryl hydrocarbon receptor complex; nucleus. The transcript is spliced from 11 exons. Gene Ontology annotation, molecular function: nuclear receptor activity; protein dimerization activity; transcription cis-regulatory region binding. The coding region runs from base 149 to 2686 and encodes 845 amino acids. The record is from RefSeq and is a predicted model, not a curated record. Gene Ontology annotation, biological process: regulation of transcription by RNA polymerase II.
GCCACCGCCCGGGGAGGACGCAGGUGGAGCGGGCGUGUCCUCGUGGAAGCCGGCGCCGGCCGCUGCGGUCGUCCCGGUCGCUGCCGGGUCCCGGGCACCGGGCAUUCUGCGCCCGCUCCCGGGGAGGAGCCGCCGCCGGCUGGGCACCAUGAACAGUAGCAGCGCCCACAUCACCUACGCCAGUCGCAAGCGGCGGAAGCCGGUGCAGAAAACUGUCAAGCCAAUCCCAGCUGAAGGAAUCAAGUCAAAUCCUUCCAAGCGACAUAGAGACCGACUUAAUACAGAGUUGGACCGUUUGGCUAGUCUGCUGCCUUUUCCACAAGAUGUUAUUAAUAAGCUGGACAAACUUUCAGUUCUUAGGCUCAGUGUCAGUUACCUAAGAGCCAAGAGCUUCUUUGAUGUUUCAUUACAGUCCUCCCCAGCUGACAGAAAUGAAAUCCAGGAAAACUGUAGAACAAAAAUCAGAGAAGGCCUGCAUCUGCAAGAAGGAGAAUUCUUACUACAGGCUCUCAAUGGUUUUGUGCUGGUUGUCACCACAGAUGCUUUGGUCUUUUAUGCUUCUUCUACCAUACAAGAUUACCUGGGGUUUCAGCAGUCUGAUGUCAUACAUCAGAGCGUAUAUGAACUUAUUCAUACUGAAGACCGAGGUGAAUUUCAGCGUCAGCUACACUGGACAUUAAACCCUUCACAGUGUACAGACUCUGGACAAGGAAUUGAUGAAGCUAAUGGCCUGCCACAGGCAGUAGGCUGUUAUACCCCAGACCAGCUUCCUCCAGAAAACUCUUCCUGUAUGGAAAGGAGCUUCGUGUGCCGACUCAGAUGUCUCCUGGAUAAUUCAUCUGGUUUUCUGGCAAUGAAUUUCCAAGGCAGGUUAAAGUAUCUUCAUGGACAGAAUAAGAAAGGGAAAGAUGGAUCAGUACUACCACCUCAGUUGGCUUUGUUUGCCAUAGCGACUCCCCUUCAGCCACCAUCCAUCCUUGAGAUCCGAACGAAAAAUUUCAUCUUCAGAACCAAACACAAACUAGACUUUACACCCACUGCUUGUGAUGCCAAAGGAAAACUUGUUUUAGGCUAUACUGAAGCAGAGUUGUGCAUGAGAGGAUCAGGAUAUCAAUUUAUUCAUGCUGCUGAUAUGCUUUAUUGUGCUGAGUACCAUAUCCGGAUGAUUAAGACUGGAGAGAGUGGCAUGAUAGUAUUCAGGCUUCUUACCAAAGAAAAUCGAUGGACCUGGGUUCAGUCUAAUGCACGCUUAGUGUAUAAAAAUGGAAGACCAGAUUAUAUCAUUGCAACUCAGAGACCUCUAACAGAUGAAGAAGGAACAGAACAUUUACGAAAGCGAAAUACGAAGUUGCCCUUUAUGUUUACUACUGGAGAAGCUGUGUUAUAUGAGCUAACCAGUCCUUUUCCUCCCGUGAUGGAUUCCUUACCAAUAAGGACUAAAAAUGGUGCAAGUGGGAUAGAUUCCGCUACCAAAUCAGCUCUCAAUAAGGAUUCUCUCAAUCCCAGUUCCCUCCUGGCUGCCAUCAUGCAACAGGAUGAGUCUAUUUAUCUCUAUCCCGCCUCAGGUAGCACACAGUUUGAAAGAAAUCUUUUUAAUGAACCUGUGAAUGAAUGCAGUAAUUGGCAAGACAAUAUCGCACCAAUGGGAAGUGAUGGUAUCCUGAAACAUGAGGAAAUAGGUCACUCUCAGGAAAUGAACCCAACACUCUCUGGAGGUCAAGCAGGGCUCUUUCCAGACAACAGAAAUAGUGACUUGUAUGGCAUUAUGAGACAGCUAGGCAUUGAUUUUGAAGAUAUCAAACACAUGCAACAGAAUGAGGAAUUUUUCAGAACUGACCUUUCGGUUGAGGAUGACUUCCGAGAUAUUGACCUAACAGAUGAAAUCCUGACCUACGUCCAAGAGUCUUUAAGCAAGCCCACCUUUGGGUGUUCAGACUACCCACAGCCACAGUCCUUGGCUCUGACCUCGAGCUGUGUGGUACAGGAGCCCCUGCGGUUCGAACAGCCGCAGCUGCAGCACCGCCCAGAGCACGGGGCCGUGGAGCGGGCACAGCUCUGUCAGAAAAUGCAGCAUAUGCAAGUUAACAGCAUGUUUGCCAACUGGAACCCUCAGCCAUCCGUGCCUCGGAGUUGUCCUCAGCAAGAUCUGCAGCAGUAUAGUGUCUUUUCAGACGUCCCUGGGAGCAGUGAAGCUUUUCCCUACAAACCUGAGACCAGUCCUGUGCCAUACACACAGAACUUUAUUCCCUGUAAUCAGCCUGUGUUGCCACAGCAUUCCAACGGGACACAGUUAGACUUUCCCAUAGGGAAUUUUGACCCAUCCCCUUACCCUACUACUAAUUUAGAAGAUUUUGUCACAUGUUUACAAGUUCCUGAAAACCAAACCCAUGGACUGAAUCCAGAGUCAACCAUAGUAAGUCCUCAGGCCUGUUACGCUGGGGCCGUGUCCAUGUACCAGUGCCAGCCGGAGCCACUGCCCAGCCGUGUGCCCUGCAUGCCCUAUGGUCCAACAACAGCGCCACAGCCAUUUUUAAACAAGUUUCAGAAUGGAGGAGUUUUAAAUGAAACCUAUCCUGCUGAAUUAAAUAAUAUAAAUAACACUCAGACUACCACACAUCUUCAGGCCCUUCAUCACCCUUCAGAAGCCAGACCUUUCCCUGAUUUGACAUCCAGUGGAUUCCUAUAAUUCCAACCCCAUUUUAAGCACCUUGGUGUUUGGAUGAGUUUGCAGAUUACAGAAUAAUAAAACUCUCAGUGUUGGUCAUC